AACUGUCUGAAGUUUUCCAAGCAGUUUUUUAAAUGUUUAAUAUUAAACCUUAAUGUCAAGCAUGUAAAACAGUGGAUAGAUGAGCAGUCACAUACUUGUAAACAUUAAUAUUGGUAAUUAAUGUUUUGUGGCACUCCCAGUCUUCCAUAUAUAAGGGAGCAGAAUGAAUGGAGAACAUAUUGUGAAUGACAUCCAUUUAGAAACACACACUUUUAGUUCAUCUGUACCACUCAAAUCCAUCAUCAUGAGUUACGGUGGUCACUCCUCUGCUGGAUCACACCAUGGAAGCUGCCAUGUUGGUAGUCAUCUGUCUAAGAUCCCAAGCCACACAUAUGGUGUUUCUCAUGGAGGAUCUUCAAUUAGCCAUCAUGGAGGAUCCCUCUCUUCUCACCAGCAUGGGGGAUCUCAUGCUUCUCAUCAUGGAGGAUCCCACUCUUCUCACCACCAUGGGUGUUCUCCUGCUUCUCAUCAUGAAGGAUCCCACCCUUCUCACCACCAUGGGGGAUCUCAUGCUUCUCAUCAUGGAGGAUCCCACUCUUCUCACCACCAUGGGGGUUCUCAUGCUUCUCAUCAUGAAGGAUCCCACCCUUCUCACCACCAUGGGGGUUCUCAUGCUUCUCAUCAUGGAGGAUCCCAUCAUUUACAUCUUGGAGGAUCCCACUCUUCUCAUCACCAUGGGGGUUCUCAUGCUUCUCAUCAUGGAGGAUCCCAUAAUUUACAUCAUGGAGGUUCCCAUACUUCUCAUCACCAUGGGGGUUCUAAUGCUUCUCAACAUGGAAGAUCCCAUAACUUACAUCUUGGAGGUUCCCAUACUUCUCACCAUGGAGGCUCCCACAGAUUCCAUUCUACAGGUUCUCAUAGUUCUCAUCAUAGAGGAUCCCAUGCCACCCACCAUGAAAGUUCCCAUAAAGUGCAUCACAGCAAUCACUAUAGAGCCCCCAGUGUACACGGAGGAUCAGGAGGCAAAGGAAUCUCCAUAUGUAAGCACGUUCAUGGAAGUUCUCACAGCGGCAGCCAUGAAAGCAUGAUUAGUCAUCAUGGUUUGUUCAAUGUCAAUGGGAAGGAAACCAUGCAGCAUUUGAAUGAUCGCUUGGCUUCCUACUUGGACAAAGUCCACUUCCUAGAGCAACAGAAUGCCCAGCUUGAAAGAAAUAUCCAGGAGUGGUACGAGAGGAAUCAGCCCAGCACUUUACCUGACUACAGCUGCUUCUUCAGAAUUAUUCAAGAGCUUCAAGGCCAGAUUUCCUCAACUUCUGUGGAAAAUGCCAGGAUUGUAUUACAAAUAGACAACGCUCGUCUAGCAGCAGAUGACUACAGAAACAAGUAUGAAAUGGAACGCCAACUGGCAAGCAGUGUUGAGGCUGAUGUGAAUGGACUUCGUAUACUCUUGGAAGAACUUAACAGGGAAAUAUGUCAGUUACAGGCACAAGUAGAAAACCUUCAGGAGGAACUGCAGCUAAUGAAGAGGAACCAUGGAGAGGAAGUCAACGCUUUGCAAGCUCAGUUGGGUGCCAGGGUCAAUGUGGAAAUGGAUGCUGCACCAUCGGCUGAUCUGAAUAGAACCUUGUUUGAGAUCAGAGAGCAGUAUGAGAAUCUGAUGGAGCGGAAUCUAAGAGAGGUGGAAACUAUUUUCCGACAACGCACUGAGGAACUGAAUCGUGAAGUUGCUUCUGGUUCUGAACAACUCCAGUCUGUACAAACUGAAGUCAUUGACAUGAGACGUACCAUCCAAACCUUGGAGAUCGAACUGCAAAGCCAGCUCAGCUUGAAAUCAGCUCUAGAAAACACCUUGGCAGAGACAGAAGCCACAUUUGGGGCCCAACUUGCCCAAUUACAAUGUUUGAUCAACAAUGUAGAGUCCCAGCUGGCCCAGAUGCGAUCUGACCUGGAACGUCAGAAUCAGGAAUACAUGAUCCUAAUGGACCAAAAGACUCACCUGGAGAUGGAGAUCGCCACCUAUAAGCGCCUAUUAGAGGGUCAUGAUAUCCACACUUCAAGUCAAAGUUUUCUAGGAGGCAGCCAUGGAUCUCACCACACAGUGAAAGUUCACCAUGUGACUAGCCCCAGUCAUCAUCAUCAUCAAAGUCAUCAUCAACAUCAUAAUCACCAUAAUGUUUGCUAAUGUGUUUCUGACUCUUCUGGA
This is a messenger RNA of Rana temporaria (common frog), 2143 nucleotides long. RefSeq names its product keratin, type I cytoskeletal 19-like. Bases 164 to 2122 code for a protein of 652 amino acids. NCBI's taxonomy places the organism in Eukaryota, Metazoa, Chordata, Amphibia, Anura, Ranidae. The transcript is spliced from 8 exons. Gene Ontology annotation, molecular function: structural molecule activity. The record is from RefSeq and is a predicted model, not a curated record.